AUGUACAUAUACCACAACUGGUGGAACAACAUCUCCUCCGUUCGAUCAGCGGUCUGCGCAGAGAAGUUGUCAAGACUGGAGUCCGCCACUGGACCCACGGGCGAUGGCUCGAAGCCACUACGGAUCGGCAUCGUCUCUACAGCUCGAAUCAACUACCUUGCGCUGAUCGAGCCAGUUUCUACGCACACAUCCUCUUUUGUGACGGCAAUCGCCUCACGUACUGUAGCUAAAGCUGAGGAAUACAUCCAGCGAAACAAGGUCAUAUUGACAGGGACCUGCAAAGCUUAUGGGUCGUAUCAAGAGUUGUUCGACGACCCCGAUGUUGACGCCAUAUACAUCCCCGUGCCCAACAGCAUGCACCAUGAACUCACGCUUGCAGCACUUCGGAAGGGCAAGCACGUUCUGAUCGAGAAACCAAUCACCUCGAACGCCUUGCAAGCAAAGGAAGUCCGUGCUGCCGCGAUAGAAUCGGGGAAAGUCGCCUUGGAAGCUUUCCACUGGCGGUUCCAUCCAGUUGCCGGAUAUAUCAAGUCACUACUUCUGAGUGGAGAACAUGGCGCUGUGCUGUCUAUCGAUGCAAGGUAUGCAAUGUUUGCUGGGAUGUUCACACGAGGCGGGGACAUACGCUUCAGAUAUGACCUUGCCGGCGGAAGCUGCAUGGACUUGACCUAUGUAUUCUCAGCGAUUGCCUACUUCGGGGUGCGUGACAAUUCAGAUCCGAAUUUCGAGUUCGAGGUCCUGGAUUCCAAAUUUCGAGUAAACCCGCAGGAUCCUCUGGUGGACGAGCAGAUGGAAGCAACCAUCUUAUUGAAGGAUCCACGCCAUUAUACCAACGCCGCUGGCACGUCCGGCGCGCCAGCUCAGAUCCGCGCCACAGUCGGAACCGACAUCUACGCGCCACCGUUAUUCGGCAUCAUCCCCCGAGUCUGGGAGCUGCCGACGCUCACCAUCCAGACCGAAAAAGCCGAGAUCAGAGUCGACAACUUCAUCGGCCCGUGGAUAUCGCACAAUAUCGCCAUCACCCCAGUGACCCGAGAUGCCGGCACGGGCCAAAUCCUCAGUCGUGGAAAAAAGUUCCAGACCAAGCUGUACCAGGGCGGGCCGCUGUGGGAGCGAGAGGAAGCCAGGACGGGUACGAAAGUCGGCGAAAACUGGUGGACGACGUGGCGGUACCAGCUGGAGGGGUUUGCGCGGAAAGUUCGCGACGGCGACGACUAUCUUGGUCCUUGGGUGACGCUGGAUGAAAGCGUCAGGGUCAUGGAGAUGAUUGAUGCUGUCUACACGAAGGGCGGCCUGCCUGUUCGAGGGGCGUGA
Molecule: messenger RNA, 1314 nt
Organism: Exophiala bonariae
Lineage: Eukaryota; Fungi; Ascomycota; Eurotiomycetes; Chaetothyriales; Herpotrichiellaceae
Exons: 1
Coding region: 1-1314 (437 amino acids)
Molecular function (GO): nucleotide binding
Source: RefSeq, a predicted model, not a curated record